CGGGCUAGAAACGAACUUUUGUGACAAUUAGCUUUGCUACCGUUUUUAAUUAAUUCAACGACCACUACUUCAGGGGCAUCUGACUUGAUUCAUUGGCAGGGUACCACUAAGAGAACAAUUCAUACUUUCCACAAAGUAAUAGGAAUUAGUACUUGAUGGUCUCUCGUGCAGUUCAAGUAAGGAAGGUACCUAGGUAGUCACGAGUUCUUCGAUUGGGUCCCAGCUGUGUCGCACACCCUCCAACUGGCCCCAACCGGGAAGGCGCAGAAUAAUUAGAGCCGUCCCAAAUUGAAGUGUCCGAGAGCUUUUCAUUUCACUGCACACUUCCUCCUUCCCAUCCUAAUGGGUCAGAAGCAUCAGAGUUCUUCCAGCUACCUGAUGAUACUCGGCCGAGGCGUUUUGUGCAAAUUCAUCUCAUCUUCGUGUUGGAGCUUCUAGGGCUCUCCUCUUCCCUGCGCUGUUAUUCUCAAACACAUGCGAACUCGGGCCAAACUCCUCAGACAAAUAUGGCGUUUUCAUCACCUGGACAAGCCCGAGCACUUUGUUCUACAGAUCAGGUGCCUGCAACAGACAGCUUGCGAGACUCACCAAACGGAUUCGAGAUUUGUGGCGAAGAUACCAAAGCAGCCGGGAUCAAACAGCAGGACCAUCUCUCCGUUGCCUCCCGGUCACCAGAGGUAAAUGGCGAGGACCGGCAGGGAGUUUACGUGGAAGCGGGCGUUGAUCAUGAUUUUGUGCUACUUGAGAAACCAUCAGCUCUUUCCAAAUCCAUUGAUCUCGGUAAGGGGUACGAAUAUGGUCCAGCCAUAAAGUUUGGGCCCGACUAUUUCACAAAGAGGCCAGGAAAAAGAACUCGUGAUCACCAAGACGGCCGCCAUGAAAACACGGAACAACUUUCACCCCGCGUAGCCGGGGCAGCCUGCAGCCCUCGCUCCCAGAUGCCUUCCCUAGGCAGCGAGCCAACUCAUGACGUUGAGAACAACGAAUUCAAGGCCACCAAUGUUCUGAAUCGACCGCGAACACAGCCAUCAACAAGAGACCAUCGCGACACAUCACACAACAGUGACAAGCUCGACCGAACUGAGGCGGGACGAGAAGAUUCGCAGAUGGAUAGAAAGUUAUCUUCCUCAGACAUCCCUUGUGUCAAGAGAGCAGAUCUCUCGACCCAAGAUUGGAGGACCGAGGUAGAGAAUGGGUCGCCUGGUGCCUUGAGCGAGGAAGGAAACAACUGUCAGGGCGUUCUCCCGGCUCUGGACUCGGCAUCCAAAGCAAAACCGUGCGCGUCCUCCGCGCCGCUACAAAGUCAUAGUAACAACGCAACUUCCCGUCCUAGGCCAUGUUGGCUCAGCCAGUCAGAACCGCUCACAGCCACGGCAGAAAAUGCAGUCGGGUACCAUCACAACGCACCCGUACCACUGACUGGCGACCCACAGCACUCUGCAAAAAAGCCAAGAGACUGGCAUCAGAGCCGCAUGGUCAAUCGGCCAGUGAGAGAAAUAGCAGAUGUCAAACCGAUCAAACCAGUUCACCAUGCUCGUCCAGAGUCACGGAGCUCCAAUAUUUCGAAGUCGAGAUCUAGAUGCGGAUCCUUGGCUUCCAGUCCGAUGGUGUGGCAGAGGAGAGCCAAGAUCAGCCACGAAUUCACGACGGAGAUAGCUGGGGUGAUCAACCAGUUUACGCAGCAACAAAGCGCCGCAAUUGAAGAACAGAAAGCGAAGUAUCACAAGUAUAUCAAACGACUGAAACGCGAGCUUGUAGAGGAAUCCGGCGUUAUAACUCAGCAAAUGUCUCAAAUUGACGCCCAGGCUAACAGGAUCGAAGACCUACAAAACUCAAAAGAACACGUUGAGAGUCAAAUGAAAGAAAUUAAAGCCAAGCUGGAGGCAUCCGAGAGUCGGAUUCGAAGACUUGAGGAGAAGUACCGCGCCUGCAAAACGCAUCUCAACUCUGCCAUUCAGGAGCAACAGGAUCUGUACACUCGCUCGAAGAAACAGUGGGAGGACACAAUUGAGGAGGUGCGACGAAUCGAGAAAUCUCGGAACCUCGAGACCGAGAUGACUGUUCGAAAGGCCGAAGCUGUCAGAGAACAGAUGAUGGAGAAAGUUCGCCAGACCAUCGCUCAGAGCAAAAGUGAAGCAGUGGAACUGUAUGGCAAGAUAAACACCCUGACCCAGCAGGUUGAGGAAAAAGAUGCCGAGCUCAGUCGGGAGCGGGAGUCUGUCCGGUUCCUGACCGAGAAACUACAGAACAUAGAGUCUGUCUCAAGCAGUUUUGAAGCGCUCUCCUCCCAGGGGAGGGAUAUUCUGCAGAGAAUAGAAGAGGAACAGAUGAGGGCGGAGGAGAGGCAGCAGCAAUCCAUGAAGGGAAUCCGGGACAGGAUCGAUGUGGUUUCCGCCCGACUUGAAACGCUCUCGAAUAUAAUGUCAGAACAACCAGACAUCCUCUCUAGUCUUCGAGAGGUACAGAAAGAUUCAUGGGACAACAUUACUGGCAAACUUGACAGUAUUCUAGAGCUGCGAAGCGCGGCAACGGAAGCUACAAGCCAAUUGUCGGCCGACCUUGAACAUCAACUGGGAAAAGUCUGGCAGCGGCUAGACAGUCAAAUUGAAACAUUGACUAGACAGCUGGCGGAGAAAGCAGAAGAGAAUGGCAUGGUAUCCACGCUCUAUAAAAGGAAUGAUGCCGAGUGUGAGGAGCAUCUGAACGAGCUCGCAAUACUUAGGGCGACUACGGAGAAGCAAGCGAACCAAAUCCAUGAACUUGAAGCAAGCUUAAUAGCGUCAGACACGGUCCAUGAUGAGAACGAGAAGACGAUCCGACUACUGGAGGCAAGAGGAGCAGAGGCCGAGAAGCUAAAAAGAGAGCUCGAGUCUAAAGCAGCUGCUGUGGUCGAGUUGCAGAGCAAAUUGGAUGCCAAAGAGGGGGCGUAUGUGUCAGAGCUGCAGAACUAUAGCUCGAACAUUCACGAGCUUGCCAAGGCGUUUCAAGAGAAGGAUCGAUCUUUGGCGACCGUGGCUCAUCAAGCAGCGGAAACCGCUCGCUAUGAAACCCAGCUCAAGACGGAGAGGAUCCAGACCAAACUGGAACAAUCCCUCCAAGAGACGACCUUACACCGAGACUCUCUGAUUGAUCAACUGAGGAAGUUGGAGACAACGAUCCAAGAGAAGGAACAAAACGAAAUGCGGCAAGCCGAGACAAUCUGUUCACUCCGCCAGAGGGUGGCUGUCGAGGAAGCAAAGACACAAGCGGCUGCCCAGCAGCUCUCACAGCAGUCAGCUAAUCUAGAACAAGUGGAGCAUCGACUGGGCUCACAGAUCAAGGACUUAGAGACGAAACUCAGAGCAGCUAGCGACCUAAUAAGUGGCUUGGAGAACGAGAAUCAGCGUCAGCACGCCAGAUCGGAAACAAUUGCUGCCGGUCUGAAAAACUGGGCACAUAAGGAAGGAGUUCUCAUUGACGAGUUUGACAACUUGGGAACCAGCGACAGAAGCGAGAAAGAGAUCAGUGACUUUUUGACACACACUCUUGAACUCGUUUUGUCUGCUCGGCGGUCACAAACUACGUCCCUUGAGACCAACCCUACAGGUUCGGUACUUGGAAUGGAGAACUCGAGCUUCCUCGCAGGUCAAACCGCCGAGGCUCCGCAGGCAGCUCUACAAGAUCAUUGUCAGAACGACCGGGUUGAGAGCGACAAUCCGAGCGGCGCAAUGGCAUACCAAACAAAGAGGGAGGGCGACGCCGUGGGAAGAAGACAUGUCAAAGAACCGCUGUCGCAUGCACCGACGCUGCACAACUUAAGAAGGGUUGUCGUCCGCAGCCCGGCAAAUGUACCAUCUGAGCCAGCUGCGCCAUCAAUCGACCAAGAGAAAAUGCGGAGAAGAGAGGCAAUGCAACCAAAAUCGAUUAUGAAGCGGGUUACCAGAAGUGCAACCAGCAAAUUGAGACUGGAGGACUCGAGUUUUGCCGCAGAAGAUGGCACAUUCAAUAUAAAUGAACAGGAUGCCACACAGUCAGCUGUUCCACAAAAGCAAGAAGACAGUGCCAGCUACGCAGAAAGUAUGGCGCUGAACACAGAUACACCCGAGAACAAGGAGGCACUUUCUAGGCACCCCAAGAAGCGAAGACGCUCACGAACGGCAGGUUCAGAGGAUUGGGCGGGCAGCUCCACAAACUUAGGACACGGGGGGAAAGGAGAAUCAUCCAAGCACAGUACCGAACUAAAGACUGAACGGAUGGAUUCUAGGGUUUAUAUUUCGGUUGCUACGGGGCAUGAAGAGAAGGGAGCUCGGCCUCGAACCAACAAAUACGAUUCCUACGGCGAGAAGCCUGUUGCUCGUCAUCCACGAAGACAUUCAGACAGUGGUCCCCAAGACUUGCCCCGAACAUUGUCGGCCACUAAUCCUAAACGUCUCAGCCAGAGACAGACGAAUGUGCGGACGUAUGGUUCGCAAAGGGCGACCGGAGACCCCUUGGAGCUGCAGCCCUUGCUGCAAUCACAAUCAGAAUCACGAUAUUGGCGGCUGAGGUCGAAAGCCGAGUCACAGGAACCGGUGACUUCCUAACAGAGUGCUGUUUCCCCGAGGGGAACUGAGAGUUGUCUCGGUAGAUUUGAGUCAUUGAACAGGAGGGAGACCAAUUGCUUCUCGAGAUUUGCUUCAUCAAGAGUUCGCGGUGUUGAGGAUGGGGAAGAACAGAGUUUGAGGAUGGGGAAGAUCAGAGAGCGGUGAUUUCUGCUAGAGCGUGUUCAGUGAUUGUCUGGUUCCUUCUACCAGUCAUGUUCUGUCGAUGUACGGUUAUAUGGCGAGGGAAGCAACCGCACACCAACUAUCAGCGUUUGGCGGCAGAACCUAGAUAUCGCCUUAAUGUGAGAUACUUGAGAUGUUUCGGGGAUUUAGGAGCUU
Molecule: messenger RNA, 4901 nt
Organism: Thermothelomyces thermophilus ATCC 42464
Lineage: Eukaryota; Fungi; Ascomycota; Sordariomycetes; Sordariales; Chaetomiaceae
Exons: 6
Coding region: 1605-4562 (985 amino acids)
Source: RefSeq, a predicted model, not a curated record